Suillus subalutaceus is the source of this 730-nucleotide messenger RNA. RefSeq lists its product as uncharacterized. Bases 1 to 594 code for a protein of 197 amino acids. The transcript is spliced from 6 exons. The record is from RefSeq and is a predicted model, not a curated record. NCBI's taxonomy places the organism in Eukaryota, Fungi, Basidiomycota, Agaricomycetes, Boletales, Suillaceae.
AUGUCAGCUUCGAAUAUUGGGACUGCUAUUGUUGGCGCGGGUAUCUUCGCUAAGGAAGCACUUGGCCCUCUCGCGCCAAAGCUCAAAGCGAUUUACUUGCGAUCAGAGAAGAGCGCUCGUGAACUUGCUGCUCAAGCAACAGCCCUCCUCGAUACUACCCCUGAUGUCUACUUUGACGGAAAUACAUCUUUCAAUCUCGAUGCGCUUCUCGCCAGCGAAAAGCCAGUUGCAGCAGACGUGGCGUCUGGUGUCAAAUUGAUCGCUCAGUAUGAAGCGCAGUAUAAGCCCAAGGGGCUUGUGUGGAGAGUAGCCGAAAAUUCGGAGGCUGAGCCAGGUCAUAUUGCCGCUGGCCGUGCUAUCGCAGCCGGUAAGAUAGGAAAAAGGCACUUCUUCUUCAGCUCUCGUACUGUUAACUUCAUGGACCGGGAUACCAAAUGGUAUACCUCGACGUGGCGGAGAUUUGGACUGUGUCUUCGCUUCAAUCGGAUUAGCAUCAGGGAGCUGGAUACCGGUGUGCGCUCCGUCGCAGCACUUCGUGUCAUACUCCCAAGUGCGAUGACUCGCCUAUCCGGAUUUGCAUCGCUCAACCAAUAGUUGCUUGCUCCCCACGAUACCAUUAACACCAUAAUAAAAAAUGCGGAUGGCCCGCAUGGCGUAUUUGAGCUCAAUUUUGCUGCACCUAGCCUGUCUCGUUGCGAUGUAGAGUCAUCACCAGCACAGAUGACUGGCU